ACACGAUCGAGUACACGAACGCUAUGGCACCAACACACGAGGGCGCGAGCAGCAGCAGCGCUCACAGCACGGACGAGAAGGAGCGUAUCGCUUCCCCAGUCGCGCCUUCAGCACCAGGGGCUGCACCGGUCUUGGAGGUCACGAACGCGGACUAUGCUCUCGCUGUCAGCGAGCAGAAGCUCGACCCGUACAGCUGGUCAUCUAUCAGACUAUUCGCAAUCUUGGCGGUCGCGUUUAUGGGCAGCAUGUCGAAUGGAUUUGACGGUCAAGUCAUGGGCGCGGUGAAUGGCAUGCAACAAUACUUGGAUUACUUCGACAUAUCCGGCGACGAUGCAGGCGGAGGAGUUGGCACUGUGACUGCCAUCAUCUUCGGUAUUUACUACAUUGGUCAAAUCGCGGGUAUGGCCGUGGCGGGACCCAUUGCUGACCGUCUCGGUCGCCGCGGUGGCAUGUUCUUCGGCGCAAUCAUCAUCGCCGUUGGCGCCAUCGUCGUCACCGUGGCGAAGGACACCGAUUACCUGCUUGGCGGUCGCUUCGUCCUCGGAUUCGGCGUCUCAAUCACUACGACAGCGUGCCCUGCAUACGUCGUAGAGAUGUCACCACCACAGUGGCGUGGUAGACUCACGGGCUUGUACAACACUUCAUACUACGCGGGUUCAAUUCUUUGCACUGGAAUUGCCAUCGGCACGGAGCAGCUGCAGAGCACGACGUCCUGGCGCUCACCACUCGCCAUCCAGCUCGUCCCAGCCGGCAUCCUUAUUAUCUUCUCUCUCUUCCUCCCCGAAAGCCCCCGUUGGCUCCUCGCUACGGGCAAACCCGAGCAAGCCCGCGCCAUCCUCGCCAAAUACCACGGCGCAGGCGACCCGCAUGCUCCCCUCGUCGAGCUCCAAUGGCGCGAAUUCGAGGACGCGAUCAAGCAGAACGCCAGCGACAAGCGCUGGUACGACUACUCCGAGCUCGUCAACACCCCCAACGCACGGUAUCGGACAUUCAUGAUGCUUCUCAUGGCCUUCUUCGGGCAGUGGUCCGGCAAUGGCCUCGGCUACUUCCUCACCGUGCUCUUCAAGAACUCGGGAGUCGAGUCCCAGCGCGCGCGUCUCGUCCUCAACUUCGUCAACACCAUCGUCUCCGCUGUUGGCGCGCUCAUCGGCACGAGCCUUACGGACAAGGUUGGGCGCCGCAGAAUGUGGUUCUGGGGUACGCUCUGCAGCGCUGCCAUGCUCGCGAUUGCGACGGCGUGCACGGCGGAGUUCGGCGAGACCGGGAGCAGCAAGUCGGGGAGUAACUCGGCGAUUGCGUUCAUUUUCCUGUUCGGCUUUGUGUACAGCUUGACGUACACGCCGCUACAAGCCUUGUACCCGGCUGAAGUCCUUCACUACAACACGCGCGCAAAGGGCAUGGCUUGCUAUUCCCUCGCGGUAUCUUGCGCCAGCUUCGUCAACACGUACGCUGGCCCCAUCGCACUUGAGCGGAUCAAGUGGAAGUACUACAUCGUCUACGUCGUCUGGGAUAUCUUCGAAUGCUGCAUGAUCUGGUUCUUCGCCGUCGAAACCAAGGGGCGAACAUUGGAGGAGCUCGACGAGAUCUUCACCGACCCCCAUCCCGUUCGGGCGUCCAUACGCAAGCGGAAAGUUGCAGUCGUUGAGGGCAACGGGGAAAAGCAGGUCGUCGAGGUCGCACAGGCGUAGCAAAUACAUAGUAUCAUUGGACAAAGGAUGUAUAUUUUGGGAUAUAAUUCGGUUCCGGGUAGCACAGGCAUUGUAUUCUUCAAUUCAAACGCAAUCAUAUCAACCCCAAUCGAGGCUUUCGACGAG
Schizophyllum commune H4-8 is the source of this 1814-nucleotide messenger RNA. RefSeq names its product general substrate transporter. The coding region runs from base 24 to 1688 and encodes 554 amino acids. Lineage: Eukaryota; Fungi; Basidiomycota; Agaricomycetes; Agaricales; Schizophyllaceae. Gene Ontology annotation, cellular component: membrane. The transcript is spliced from 14 exons. Gene Ontology annotation, biological process: carbohydrate transport; transmembrane transport. Gene Ontology annotation, molecular function: carbohydrate:proton symporter activity. The record is from RefSeq and is a predicted model, not a curated record.